This is a messenger RNA of Pygoscelis adeliae (Adelie penguin), 2165 nucleotides long. RefSeq names its product FGFR1 oncogene partner 2 (gene FGFR1OP2). Gene Ontology annotation, biological process: response to wounding. NCBI's taxonomy places the organism in Eukaryota, Metazoa, Chordata, Aves, Sphenisciformes, Spheniscidae. The transcript has 5 exons. The record is from RefSeq and is a predicted model, not a curated record. Bases 1 to 648 code for a protein of 215 amino acids.
AUGAGUUGCACAAUUGAAAAAGCCUUGGCAGAUGCGAAAGCGCUGGUGGAGCGGCUAAGGGAACAUGACAACGCAGCAGAAGCUCUUAUUGAACAGACUACAGCUCUUAACAAGCGGGUUGAAGCAAUGAAACAGUACCAAGAAGAAAUUCAAGAGCUCAAUGAAGUAGCUAGACAUCGUCCUCGGUCUACGUUAGUGAUGGGUAUCCAACAAGAAAACAGACAGAUCAGGGAACUGCAACAGGAAAAUAAAGAACUACGCACAUCUCUUGAAGAACAUCAGUCUGCUUUGGAACUCAUAAUGAGCAAGUACAGAGAACAGAUGUUUAGAUUGCUUAUGGCAAGCAAAAAGGACGAUCCAAGUAUAAUAAUGAAGUUAAAAACUGAACAUUCCAAGGAGCUGCAGGUGCAUGUGGACCAAAUUACAGAAAUGGCAGCAGUCAUGAGAAAAGCCAUUGAAAUUGAUGAAAAGCAUGGCUGUAAAGAGCAGGAACGUAUCAUUCAGCUUGAGCAAGAAAACAAAGGCUUGAGAGAAAUUCUUCAAAUAACUAGAGAAUCGUUCCUGAACCUCAAGAAAGAAGAUGCAUCAGAGAGUACGUCUCUGUCAGGAUUAGUAACAAGCAGUGAUUUGAGCCUGAGGAAAAGCUGAAGACUGUGGAAGUCAACAAGCUUCAAUUGCACACUUUACAAACGGAGUAUCAGGGGUCACUUGUCAAGCACUUGUUACUGAAUAGGGCACCAGCAAGCUAAUGCAUCUUAAACUCCAGUUUAGUGGCUUUUAUACCGCAUAGAAGAAAUUAGAAUUGGUAUUCUGCAAAACCUUAGUGACGGAUUAAUUGCCAUAGAUCUAACUUCAGUAGGAAAUGGAUUAAUGCACUUACUGAAUUGGGAAUUAUUUUUAUAUGAAGUCAUUUUACAGAUAAAAGACAAGAUUUCACAUAAUUUAUAUAAAUUAUUGCUCAUACAAAGUUUCGGUGCAUCUAUUACAUAAUCAAGGUAAGAUUUAAAGUCUGAUCUCUGGCUAAAAAGUAAAAAAACUUAUGAAUUUGCUUUGUGCAUGAUCCACGUUACGUUUUUUCCUUGUAGUAAGUUUUUAAUAAGUUCUCAUUUUGCAACAAACCUGUUUAAUGGAAGGGGUCCAUAGGCAGCAUAAAACUUAAGGAUUUCAAUUAUUUAGCCACGGGGUAGCCUGUUCAAAUAUAAGGCAAAUUGUUUAAACAUAAGCAAUGCUUUUGCAGUUGUUCAAUGUUUAUUUUAAAUUGAACAAGAUUCUUUCAAAUGUGUGUACUUAAUUGUAUUUUCAAAACAUGGAGAGCUGCUCCCACUUUAUUGUUUUCUGGAACACAGGUAGCAUAGUAUCAUUCUGCCUUAGCUUUUAAUUUUAUGAGAAAACCAGGCUCAGUUCUCUAUGGGUAAGAAGCCACAUUAGUCCCAUCUAUUUCUUCUCCGAUUGCCUGCCCAAACUUCCUAACUGGGAAAUGGCAAUUUGAAAGCACCCAAACAGCAGCAGCAGAAAGGUGGUUGGGGGAAGGAGGGAGGAGCUCUACGGCAAAGUUGGCAGCCUGCACGCCUGCAAUCAAUACUCUUUCCUUUUUCUUUAAGCACUGGUCAUCAAGAAGGUUUUUAGGUAAGUUUCAGGUACAUGUUAACGUUUGCACUAGGAAAAGUUUCGAUAUGCUGUAUUGACAAAUAGACUGCUUGCUUUUAAUGCUGAAAUACUUGCAGAAGUGAAAAGGAAUUGGCUUUUCUAGAUCAAAAAGUGCAGCUUAUAUCAUAUGCAGGUACAGUGGAAGUGCUACACAAGACAGGCAAAAGACAGUAAAGAGGUACCGAAAUAAUUCAUAUUUGGCUUUUGUUUGUCAUACUAUCGCUUCUUGGUCAAAGCAGCAAGAACAUUCCUAGCAUUCAUGUGUAUCAUCGCUUUUUGUCCAGCAUGUUAAUGUAUUCUUUACUUGGAAUGCAUACUCAAAGAAACAGAGGGAAAGCUUGCAACCACAGAAAAUUGUAGAUCUACAAAUGCCACCCACAGUUGAGUAUUUUGGCUGUUUAAUAACUCGCCUAGCAAAAGGAGUUGAACUCCUAUUCUGAAAUCAACUAUUACUUAAUCAAAUUUGAUUUUUGGUUACAACAAUGGAAAAAGAAUUAAGCAUCAAGCACAUCUAAGCG